UCUUUUUGGCGUUUCUUGUGCAUUUUUUACAUAUUUUAAUUGCAGUUGAAUUGGUGCUAAUUGUCGAAUAAUUUCUCUGUGAUGUUGUCAGUGGUCUAUAAUUGAGUAAUGGAUGAAAAGGAGGUCUCAGAUUCGUUCUUUGUUAUAUCUGAGGAGAAUAAUGAUAGCUUGUAUCCGAUGUUUUUUGGCGUUUCUUGUGCAUUCUUCGUGCUCAGACUCUUGCCAGAGCCUGAUAUAUGUGAUGAUAAAUGGUCAGAAAUAAGAAAUGGGAUACUUCAAGGAAGUGCUCACCUUCUGGGACUUCUUGUAUGGAGAGUUCAGAGAAAAGAAGUCGAGUCCGGGAAGUCCAAGCUUUUCCACAAACUCAAGAAUGCUGAAAAAGAGAUCGAAGAAUUAAAGAAAAUACGAAGUGAAGAUGCAAAAGCUAAUGAGAAAGUUGUCAGCAUAUUUGCAGCCCAAGAACAGACUUGGUUCAAUGAGAGAAGGAAACUUAGACAGCAAAUUGGUUCUCUUGUGAAUGAAUUGAGAGUACUUGAGACGAAGAUGGAUAAAACUAUUUCUGAAUUAAAUGGAAAAUUGCAAGAGAACAAAGUUUUGAUGCAGUCGAAGGAUAAUUCUGUUGAGGAAGAGGAGAUUAGGAGAAGGGAAUUAGAGGAAAAACUGAAGAAGGCUGAAAACCUGAUGGGGGAAUUGAGAGAAACUGCCAAGCGGGAAGCUCAACGGCACACAAAUGAGAUCUCAAAGCACAAGACUGCAUUCAUCGAGCUUGUAUCAAACCAGCGACAGCUUGAAGCAGAGAUGGGACGGGCUCUUAGGCAAGUUGUAGCAGCAAAACAAGAGCUUGAUUCAGUACUCGAGCAGAAGGAGCAGUAUAUUUUGAUGACUCAAAAGUUAUCUUUGGAGCUUGUGAAAAUGCAAAAGGAAUUGGAACAGAAAGACCAGAUUUUGUCAGCUAUGCUCAGGAAAUCCAAAUUGGAUACAGCAGAGAAACAAAUACUUUUACACGAAGUAAAAUUGUCGAAAUCCGGAAGAAAGCAACUUGAGCUAGAAACAGAAAGGUGGAAGGCAGUUUCUGAGUCAAGGCAUGAAAGAGAUUCCUUAAGAAAUAUGUUAUCUAAGCAUGUAAAUUCGAAGUUGGAUAUACAUGAUUCAGGUGGCAAAGGGGCACACUCAAGAGCAACAAGGCUAUUGGACAUUGGAAAACUCCAGUCAGAGAAAACUGACUUUCUUUCCAAGUACAACCAGCCUAAGUUUAGGAAAGGGCCGGCAGCAUUUUCUCCUCUAUUCGACCCA
Molecule: messenger RNA, 1293 nt
Organism: Olea europaea var. sylvestris
Lineage: Eukaryota; Viridiplantae; Streptophyta; Magnoliopsida; Lamiales; Oleaceae
Product: myosin heavy chain, striated muscle-like
Exons: 1
Source: RefSeq, a predicted model, not a curated record